Molecule: messenger RNA, 2274 nt
Organism: Agrilus planipennis (emerald ash borer)
Lineage: Eukaryota; Metazoa; Arthropoda; Insecta; Coleoptera; Buprestidae
Gene: Twi
Product: twist-related protein 2-like
Exons: 3
Coding region: 892-2259 (455 amino acids)
Biological process (GO): developmental process; regulation of transcription by RNA polymerase II
Molecular function (GO): DNA-binding transcription factor activity, RNA polymerase II-specific; protein dimerization activity; RNA polymerase II transcription regulatory region sequence-specific DNA binding
Source: RefSeq, a predicted model, not a curated record
GGUCUUGCACUGUUUGGUGAAACAAACCAAUCGGAAUUGAUAACGAUCUAGUGCUACUUCUUUCCAUUUUUUCCCCUGUUUCAUAUAGUUUUCACCUUUCAACAGAACUAGAUAGGUACUUGUAAAGUUUUUACAAGUUCUGUAAAGAUUUAUGUAAACGAUUUUUAUAAAAAUUAAAUGCCCUUGAAACAAUCAAUGCAGUAAUUGUUUUAUAAUUAGCGAAAUGAUACUGUUUUGUUUGUGUAUGAGUGUGUAUUGGUCCACCCCACUUUCGCUAUCAUUCGAAUGUUUUAUGUUCCACCUGUACGGCAUACUCGAGUAUUAUUGUAUAAUUCAUAACAUAAAUUCGCAACGGUUGAUUAUUGUAAUAGUUAUCCACGGUAAUAAACUAAUCGCAAUAAGAAUGUACCAGAAGCCUAUAUAUCUACAUAUUAUUUUGUAUUUACAUGUGUUGCGUAUUUUAAAUGUAGUAUCAUUUUCCCCACCCGUUGGCUCUAUUUCCAUCUCGACGUGCCUUUCUUAUUUUAUCUUUUCGAGCUGUAUCGCGAUCGCGUUUUUUGUCACAUGUUGGUGCCGAGAAUGAAGCCGAGUUUGAACGUUUUAUAGAAAAUAAUAAAUACCAACAACCACACACCAACUACAUAACUAAUGUUGUUGUGCGAACUGAAUGAUUUUUAAUAAACAGAGAAAUGUUCGGUGUUGUUGUUUGAGUGUAGCUUUCGGUUUUAGUUUUUUUGUUUUUCGUGUCGUGUUGUUUCCCAUUGUGCCAAAUGUAGACAAAUUUUUGGGUAAAACUGUCGGUCGUUAUCAAAUCCAUGUAAUAAAUGUUGUCUCUUUGUUCUUUUACGUCCAUCAACACACGAUAUAAGGUAAUUUUUAUCAGGUGACGACAUGACCAGCGAUGAAAAAUUAUCAGAAGAAGUAGUCUCCGUUAACCGAGAUGUUUCGUCCUUAGAAGCGAUUAAGGAUACGUGCCAGAAAUCCGCAACCUGUAAUGUAGCCGAAAUAGUAAACGAAGAAGGUAUCGAAGAAAAACCUGAUCAAGAUUUUUCUAAACUAUCCGAGUCGGAGCAAAUAGCUAAUGACAUUUUGCAAUCAAUAAUAGCUUCGACGUUCUGGUCACUCGAAACACAUUCUUCUACCGACAAUUUCAGUUUCGAAGAAAAGUGUUCUUAUAUCGAUGACAGUGGAAUUGAUAUGACCGAUAACUAUCCGAUACCCACGGAGUGCCGAGAGCCGAAAAAUUUCUGUGCGGAGGAAAAAAGUGAGAGUGCGUUGAAAAAAAUGAUGCCGUAUACUGUAUUUACCGAUAACAAUAUCAACAAUAUGUACGGUGAAGUUAAAUUUCGUAGGAGAAGUAAUUCAUGUCAAGAAAGAACGAGCGACGACUUUAAAAAUGUUAAUAGAAAAACCAGUAUCGUUGGGGAUGAUUUUGAACAAUUUUCAAAUCGAAAAUCUACGUCUUCUGAUUCUAUCGGGAAUAGUAACAGAGGGUCUUUAUAUUCGGUGGAAGAAUACGACGAAGAAGAAAACGAGGAAUAUAUUAUUAAUAAUAAUAAUAAUCGUCACCGAGACCCGAACAAGAUCAGUCCGAUUUCAGCGGUGAACACCGUACUUGUCAAUAACAGCACCGCAACAGUCGAGAAAGAAAAGCAAAAAGAAAACAAAGCUAGAAAGAAAUCGAUAUUCUCCAACAUAUUUAGCAACAAGAAAAGCAACAAAGUUUCAAAGAAGAGCACCACUCUCGAUUCUCCCUUUUCGUCAUAUCAGUCGGAGAAGCCGUUCAAAAUCUCAUUGAUAAACGCCAAAAAGUACCGCUCGGCAGUGGACAUUCGGGAACCACAACAAUCAUUAACUAAAAGGAUUUCGAAGCUCCUGUACAAAGACGGGUCCAAUCUUAUUAGGAGAUCGUUCAGUUUUAGAGAUCUUCAGCGAAAGAAAGAGAAGGAUAUUACUCGAGAAAAAUUGGCCGAAAUGAAAAAUAUGGAAUGGGCGGCUUCGUUGCAGUCCCUCGUCGAGAGCGACAUCGGAAUUAGUUACGACGAUUUGAGUUUUGUGAAUUACGACGUUCAAAAUAGUUUAUUGGCCGAAAAAAUCGAACCAUUACGUCCUCACAGAGCUAUAUUACGAACCCAGAGCAUGUACGAAAACGGGUAUGAAAAAAGUCGAAAUUGUAAUGAAACAAGGGACUCGUCCUCAUCCGUCCCUCAGCAUUCCCAAUCAGCAGUAGGUAAGAAAUUUAAUUGGUGUCGUAUGUAGGUAUACAAACAUAUU